GAAGAUGAAACUGAUGAACUUGGUGCUGCAGAACGACAGCAUUAUAAUGCUGGCGCUGAAGUUUUACAAGCCGGACUGCUUGGAAGACGAAUUGCUGCAAUGUGCAGAGACUAUUACUCUUGCACUAUACAAAGACAAAGAACAGUCUUCUUCUCUCGGGACUUUCAGAUACAAUUUGUUAGCAAAGGCAAAAAAGGAAACGCCCCUAGAAUGUCUCCCACCAACAUCUCCUGCCUUGCUUCAGCAGUGUAAACGAGUCUACUAUCAAAUCCAGAUGUGGCUUCAACACAGAUUGGAUCCCUGCUUGUGGGGAUGGACAAGAGUAAUAUUCUCAUUCCGAUCAUGUCUGAAGCAGAUCCCGCACCAAAAGGACUGUUACAAGAGGUUUCCUGUGGAUGCCAAGGGCCCUGCAAAUCGAAGCGAUGCAACUGCCGAAAAGCCGGUCUAAGGUGCUUGCAAAGUAUGCCGCGGAAAAUCGUGCAACAACUCAAAAAAAUGGACUGCUACAGAACACUGUGACAGCGAAACUCCGACGACUUCAGAUGCAUGUGAGGAGGACGGUGGACAAACUACCGUAGAACCCGAUAAUGAUGACUUAACAGAAGAUGAUGAGACCUUAU
Molecule: messenger RNA, 620 nt
Organism: Acanthoscelides obtectus
Lineage: Eukaryota; Metazoa; Arthropoda; Insecta; Coleoptera; Chrysomelidae
Source: the annotation of a GenBank genome assembly